GUCAUAAAUUUCUGCCAAAAUGAUUUUUAAGAUAAAGUGAUAAUAUAACGUAAUAUAAAUAGUGUAAAAUGAGUAGAGCUGUUAAUAUAUAAAAUAACUGUAAACAUCGAUCGAUCAGUGAUUUUUAUUGGGAUAAAUUUUUACAAUUCGAAACAAAAUAAUAAGAGGGAACUGUUUCAAUAAAAAAAAAGUAGAAAUUAGUGAAUAAUGCUACGUAUGUUUCUUGGAGCAAUCUUCCUAACCGCAACUUUCGGGAUCAAUCAAUGUGUCAUCAACAAUGUAGGUCUAACUAAGGAAAGAUUUCCUUCAGUUGUAUAUUCAAACAAUAUAGUAGGUGGUCCACUCGGUCAUCACCUAUGGAGAUUCUGGUCAGACCAGGCCAAUGCAAUUGAAGGAGUCUUGACUAAAACUUUUAACUGCACGAAAAUCAAUGUUGACGAUCGCUUUCUCAAAACGGAGCCCCCCAAGUGUGGAAAAGCUGAAUGGUUGCAAGAUUUGUGGGCAAUUGUAAGAAGCAACGAUCUUAUUGCAAUGGAUUUAGACAUGAUAAGAACCGUCAAAUACAUGGAUGAACAAAUUAAUUAUAUGGUCAAACCAGAGAGGAACGUAAACGAUAAAACAAUCAAAAAUAUGGUCAAAUCAAAUAAGAAUUUGGGCGAUAAGGCAUUGAAUUGUUUGGUGAAAUUAAAUCAGAACUUGAAUGAUGAAACAGUCAAAAAUUUACGUCAAAUUUUAUCUUACGGCACACAAUUCAAUUUACCUUUGGCGAAAUCAGUUUUUAACGUGUAUGGGUCACAAACUGUUUAUCCAAGAGUUGGAUCGGAUCGUGAAUUGAGCUAUUAUGGUUUAUUGCAUAAAUAUGAGAAUCAUCUUAAAAUUCUGGACAGCGAACAACUUAAGAAACUCAACAACCUCGUGAAAACUGUUAAACCGAAAAUGGUCGAAAUUUAUGAAAAAGUUCACACCAUUUCUAUAAAUUCAAAUGAAAAUCUGAAGAAAUUUCACACGGCAACUUUUGACAUUUUUUUGGCCAUGCGACGAAUCGAUGAAGGUAAAGAUAUCGCUGAAAGUUUGAACAUAAUAAGUGAAUCCAUUGAAGUUUGCAAAAAAUUUAUGAAAGUUCCAUACUUGAAGACAAUCAACAGUAACAUCGAUAAAUUGAAGACACUCAUCGAUGAACUAGUUGCCGCACAACAAAAUCUAUUCCGUGAUAUUGAAGAAAUUUUGAAAGUAGAGCCCAAAAAGUCAAAACUCAGCUUCUUCAAAUUAAGAUAAUUGAAAGAAUAAAGAUCUUCCAAAGAAAAAAAUGCUUCUGGAUAAUUUUGAAACAACAACAACCAAAAGUAAUCUUUUUAAAUGAAAAAUAUACACAAGAACUCAAAGUUGUAUGGUUCAAUUACUCUUUUACACAAGAAUAAAUGGUGCAUUGUGAAGAAAA
Contarinia nasturtii (swede midge) is the source of this 1438-nucleotide messenger RNA. RefSeq lists its product as uncharacterized. The record is from RefSeq and is a predicted model, not a curated record. Bases 208 to 1275 code for a protein of 355 amino acids. NCBI's taxonomy places the organism in Eukaryota, Metazoa, Arthropoda, Insecta, Diptera, Cecidomyiidae. The transcript has 3 exons.